Messenger RNA from Oncorhynchus kisutch (coho salmon), 4436 nucleotides. Its product is annotated as tectonic-1. Bases 61 to 1962 code for a protein of 633 amino acids. Gene Ontology annotation, biological process: cilium assembly; protein localization to ciliary transition zone. NCBI's taxonomy places the organism in Eukaryota, Metazoa, Chordata, Actinopteri, Salmoniformes, Salmonidae. Gene Ontology annotation, cellular component: MKS complex. The record is from RefSeq and is a predicted model, not a curated record. The transcript has 13 exons.
ACCCAGAAUGCAACAGGGAUCCCCUAAGCAACAUAAUGCUUCCAGAGAUCAAUAUUAAAGAUGGACGCUUUUGUUUGGGUGCUGAUAACUUUAUAUACAUGGCCGUUUUUUGAGUUCAGUGUAGCACAAAACACGGACGAUUUCAAUUCUACUUUUGCACGCGCUAACGAAUCUGUCAUUGAUUUGUUAGGUAGACAGAAUUUCACGGAUUAUGAGAAUUCCACCGCUCUAGACGUUGAGAUUGUUUCAACUGCAUCGAAUGUGGUUAGCACAAGAUAUGGGACUGGUUUUAGUACACCGUCAACCACAGAGUCCACGCCACUGUCCAUGUCUCCUCAAGUACCUCUGCCGCUAUCCGGCUCCCUGCCUCCCUCUGUCACGGAUGUUUCCAGAAUUUGCCCGUGCGAUCAAUUAAAGGACCAGUGUGACCCCAACUGUUGCUGUGACCCAGAUUGCAGACAGGAAUUAGCUCUCUUCACCAGCUGUACAGUGAAAACAGUCCGUGGUGAGCCGAAGCUUUGCGGUCAGGACGUGGUCACCUACACUAUUAGUGAAACUAUAGACGGCUAUGCUCAGGUGCAGAGGUCGGUCCAGCAGGAGGUUAACCUAGACGUCUUCUGCAUACAGUCAACUAACUAUGAGGCAGGACUGUCCCUCGCCGCUCCUGAGGUUCCUACCGCAGGGAACUUUGAUGGCCUCUACAAGCACUUUGUGCAGUUCUUGUUUGGUUCUGCCAAUAAUGGGGCCACAACGUCUAAAGUGGAACCUCUAACUUCUCCUGGAUACCUGUACGGAGAUGUCAUAGAAACGGAGGAAGAAAGCAGAGGAAGGGGGUUCUUCCGGUUGCCGGCCCCCUCUGUUACAGCCCACUGCUCUGACCUGAACCCUGCAGCGUUCCUGAGGGAGCAGAGCAAUAGAUGCAUGCGGAGCCUGGUCCUGGAGAGGGACUGUACCACCCUGCAGGCCCUGAACAUGCACAGCUAUACUGACCCCCGUCUCCUCUCUAAGAAGAGUGAAGAUGCGCGAUUUGUUGCUGUGGAGGUGACCUCCAUCGUCCUGCAAUCUUUGGAGGGGACUCAGACCCAGCUGAGUAUCACUGGUGACUUGAGCCUGGACCCGCUACUGUUGAACUCUGUGGCCCCUGACUCCGCAGUGUGCAUCAAUGUGGUGCUCCAGGUUGGUUACACGGUCACAUACAGUGAGGCUGGAGACAUUGUGAAUGUGAAUGCGUCCUUGGUCCUUGGAGCCAUUGACCGUAACAUGGUCCCAAUGGAGCAGGAGUUUCAAAUUGAAUUUGUCCAGCAGAAUGUUGACCAAGUGGCGCUCCACUCCAGUGGGAAUCCUGGUUAUGUUGUGGGGCUCCCUCUACUGGCUGGAUCCAAAACAGCAGAUGGAAUAGUUCACAGUGCUGAUUCGAGGGGAGAUUUUACCCUCCUCCAUGGCUCCAAACUGUCAAACUGUCUCAGAGGGCCCCAUCACCGCUCCCCCGUCCUGUUCGGGGUCGACAUGGUGUCAGGCUGCACGUUGAUGUUGGAUGAGACUGCUAACUGCUCAGUGGUAUCAGAAGUGGUUCUAGGAGUAUUGAGGGGACAAAGCUUCCCCCAGUAUGUGGCCUCUUUUGGGAAUUCACCAUCUCAGAACCCAAUGGACUGGGUGCCGAUAAGGAACCAAACCAAACCUACGGAAGCUCAGAGUUGCAGUAUCCCCCUGUCUCUUCACCUGGAAGUGCAAUGGACCCAAUAUGGAUCCCUGGUGAACCCGCAGGCUCAGAUUGUCAGUGUCAUUGAAGUGAUUCACACCAACACCAGCAACCUGGCGUUACUCUCUGGAGGCAGUCGUGUCAUGUCUGUCACCAGCUCUGUGACCUUCGUACCUGUGUCUGCAGCCGCCCGGCCUGGCUUCAAGGCCUCGCCCACUAUCGACGCCAAGCUGCCUUACGACUUCUUCUUCCCUUUUGUUUGAACGACAGACAGAAGAGGGGGCAGGUGUUGCACACACAAACACACGAAACCACAACUAUGUUUUAAUAUCCUCACCAGCUUACCACUUAGAAUGCAUGGCCAAAUACAUUGCUUCAUUCUUAAUGAUAUGCUAGUGUGGAUAUUGAUGUUGCCUCUUUAGAAUCACCUGGUAUACUGACCAAAAUGUAGAGAAUAAAAACCCUGAUGUUCUCUGAUGGCACUCAGCUGCUGUUACCAACCACCUUUUAUUUAUUUGUACAUACUGUAAUUUAGAUCAAAUGAGAGUAUAAAAAAUAAAAUAAAAAUCAAUAAAGCAACAUUUAAUAAUACUUUCACAGUGAUUCAUACUUGUAUUGUCUUUGCAUAGCAAGCAAUGGGUAUUCAGAAAACAGCAAGAUGCAACAAAUUCAUUACAGGAUCUAAAGUACAAAAUAUUAGCUGAAUAAAGGCAUAGCACAUAUAAAAAUAUCAAGUAAGACGUAUGCUCAUUGCAAUGUGAAAUACUGGCAUAUAAUAUCAAUGAAGUCUGAUCAGCUUUUAUAAUCUGCUUAAAUAUGCAGAUAAUGGUUGGAAGGUUGACCUAAUCAUGUGGAAUCUAUCUAGCCUGAGUGCCAGUCUUUGUGCUAUAUUACCAACUCAUUGUCAUGCCAAAUGUUUGGUUUGACAAUGACAGCAAUUGAGUUGGCAAGAGUACAAACAGAUUUGGGAUUUACAAACAGAUUUAGUAUCUAUCUGGGCAGUGUAAGCUCCUGUCAUGGUGGAAUUACUGACACAAAUGGUGUAUGGAUGGUCAACACCUUUCAGAAUAUGCCCUUGUUUAUUGAUCAAUUACAAGAAAACUUUAGAAGUGGAUAAUGAAAAUGGCAUCUUGUUCCUCUUCCUGCAUCAGUACGCAAUGUCAUGCUGUCGCAGGAGAGCCCGUAGUUUACUGUUCUCUUGUUCCUAAAGAGGUGAAGAGAUUGAAGGGUGUGUUGAAAAAGGGUCUAUUGACAGACUGUAAGACACUCUGUAUAAGAGUGUACUAAAUUACCAAAAUGUAAAUGUCUUCAAACUUGUCUUAGGCGGGUAGGGGUUUGGGUUCCCGGGGACUGGCCAACUCACCGUCUUGCCGCUGCGCUCUUGUAGCUCGCUAACUCGCUGGACCAGUUGAUCGUUGUUCUCCUUCAGCUUGUGAAGUUUGCGAUCGGCCCUUGCCUUCACAGACACCAGGAUACCUGAGUGGUGAGAGAAAACAUGACAUGUUGGACACAAACCCAUUUUACAACAUUGGUGACCUAGCUACCUGUGUGACAUAAAGUUUGUUCAUUAUGGCAUGCAUUGGAUAAAGCUUUAAAAUGUGUGUUUAUUGGACAUGUCCAGGGAUUCCCUCCCUGUUUGUCCAUUUUCUUCCCUUUGAUGUCUAAUGAACAUGAACAAAGUGAGAAAUCUCUCACCGUUGAUUAUCCUCGCCACCCUCCAGAGCCUGAGGAGGAUCAGGAGGCCCAUAGAGGCAUCAAAAGCGUCUUCGCUGGCUGUAUACACAACAUCCAGGAUGAAGGACACAAUCACUACCAGCCCGUCAAACACCUCAAACUUGUGGUGGAAGAACUCCAGCUGGUAAGCAAAGAGCUUCCCAGCCAGCUCCACCAUGAAGAAGGUGAGAAGAGCCAGACUCAGGUAGUGGAACACCUGGUGAAGAGGGAAAGGACAGAAGAGUUGUAGGAAGUUUGGGGUCACAGAUUUUUUGGAGCUGUGUAGUGUUGUUGUCCCCAGGACCGACUUUGGGAAACACUGCACUCUAGACUCACCUGAGGGGCAAUGUGUCCAUGCUCCAAAUUGAUGAUUGAUAUGUCGAUCAGUAGCUCGACCAGCACAAAGAUGGCAUCCAGGAUGACUAGACACACCACAACUAUCUAAACCAGGGGCAAACACUCAUCAGACAAGACCAAUCUUCUGACAAGCAUAUGUGAGAAUUUACUGUCUCAUAUUUGCGGCCUAGACUGAAAAACACACACAUACGUAUGUUCCCCAUCCACAGUUGACAUUUGAUUUGAGCAAAGGUAACAAUUACUAGCUGUGUUUGAUUGAUAGUAUGAGCAUUGCCUACUCCACUCAUAUUCCAUACCUGGAAUUUGUUGGAGCUGUAGAGCAUCUUCAGGGAGUCUCUGAAGGAGAGUUCCCCCUGGGGCAUCUGUCCUGUGGCUGGUCCCAGCUCCUCACUAGCUUCAUGUAGCUCCUCAUCCUGCCACUGGGCUGUGUGGUCGUCACCCACUGUGGUAAAAUGCCUCAGGUACUUGGACAUGGUGAUGCAGGGGGGUGUGGUGGCCCACCAAAAAGAGACAAUUUUCCUGCAAGGGCAUGUGGAAAUUAGAGGUUAAAAGUUUAACUGAAUGUAAUUUAAAAACCUCUGAAAGUCUUUGGGGGGAGGGCUUCUGUGGUGGAGGUGUCUCCCUGUUGCAACUUGUAAUUAAACUGGAUUGAUUUUGGUUGACUUUA